UUAAUCCGUCUCUUCGAGUAGAUCGUAAAAGCAAAGACAAAGAGUUGUAUUCGUGUCAAUUCAAGAAGGCGAUCUCGCGUAACGUAUUACGACGUUCGAUCAUCCUAAAGACUAGACAAACCCAUGUACUAUGAUCUUGCCUAUAAAAGAUGUUGCAAAAAUAAGUGAGCCGUAGUAGUACUUACAAAAUAGAGAUGUCAACAUCAAAAAGUAGUUCUCUUUUAAGACUUAAUCAAGAAAGUCGGCAUAUUACCGACGAUUGGCAAACUCGCGAAACCGAUUCGGAAAUAAGCGACAAUGAUUUUAUUACGAAGGGUGCAUUCCUUUUAACACCUAGCCAUGACUUCAAUAUAGAAAAAGCAGCGGCCAUUUGUGAAAAAAUGAACUUCCGCGGAGCAUUUUCUUUAACAAAAACAGCUACUGGAAUACUUUUUAAAUUUAGCAAUACUGACGAUUAUCAUGCAGUGUACAAGAAAGGUUUUCACAAAGUAACUGGUGCACGUUUUUACAAGAAGAUUGCUAUACCAUGUAGACCAGCGAAGACGUUUACCGUAUACGUUUUAGAUGUACCAGAGGAAUUACCAGAAGAUGAUAUCAGACAUGCUUUAUUUAAAUAUCGUUCCAUAGUGGAAGUAACGAGGGUACCUUUAGCCACUGGAACUGUUUUAAAAGCCAUCAAUGAUAGAUUAAAAAAUGAAGCGCAAAACGUAAACGAGCCAGCAACAAUCUAUACAGGACCACCUGUUAUAAGAGUUACCCUUGCUAAUUUGGAAGAAACUACUAUAUUGCUUAGUCAAGGAUUAGAUUUUUAUGGAGCAACUUAUUUUCCUACUGACACGCCAUUUACUUCAUCGCAAUCUCUUGUGAAAUAUAAAAGCAACAGAUGGAAUGAACUUGCAUCAAUUUAUCCUGGCCAAAGAGUUAGAGAUUUAUUACCAGUCUUUGACAAUGCUGGCUUUGAUAAGAUUCCACCACCUACAAGUCGUAUGAUAAAACCACCAAAAAAUUGAUAUAAGAAAAAUAAAAGCAUUUUUGAUAUAACUUUGCUUUGAUGUCAAUUACGUCUGAAUAAAUAUAAUAAAGACAAA
Molecule: messenger RNA, 1088 nt
Organism: Vespa velutina
Lineage: Eukaryota; Metazoa; Arthropoda; Insecta; Hymenoptera; Vespidae
Exons: 6
Coding region: 195-1010 (271 amino acids)
Source: RefSeq, a predicted model, not a curated record